CCCCCCUUCCCUCCCUCCCCCCGGCCGGCCCGAGCGCCCGGAGAGGCCCGCGGGGCAGGGGAACGAGCGGGCCCCGCGUCCCUCUUCCCCCUCCGAGCGAGUGCCGGGGGUCCCCGCAGCGCCCGCCGGCCCCGAGUGCUGCGGGUGAGCGGCGGGGGAGGCGCCAUGGCCGACCGGGCGCGGGCGGCGCUCUCCGAGUCGGGCUGGUAUCUUUCAGAUGAAGGGAUUGAAGCUUGCUUAACUUCAUCUGAAAAAGUUAAUACGAAUGAUAUUAUCCUAGUUGCCCUUAAUACAGAUUUAAGAACGAUUGGCAAGAAAUUCCUCCCCAGUGACAUCAAUGGUGGAAAGGUGGAAAAGCUGGAAGGGCCAUGUGUCCUGCAAAUACAGAAAAUUCGCAAUGUUGCUGCACCAAAGGAUAAUGAAGAAUCUCAGGCUGCUCCCAGAAUGUUACGUUUACAGAUGACUGAUGGACACACAAGCUGCACAGCUAUAGAAUACAGUAGCAUGUCAAAAAUAAGCCUGAACACUCCACCUGGAACAAAAAUUAAGCUUUCAGGAACUGUUGAAGUGAGAAAUGGAUUCUUGCUGUUGGAUGACAGUAACACAGCAGUUCUUGGAGGUGAAGUGGAGCAUCUUAUAGAAAAGUGGGAAUUACAAAGGAGUUUGGCAAAACACAAUAGGAGUAACAUUGGAACAGAAGGUGGCCCUCCUCCUUUUGUACCUUUUGGGCAGAAAUGUGCAUCUUAUGUGCAAGUGGAUAGCAGAGACCUUGAUCGCAGAAAGACUCUGCAAAUGACAAAUACUGUAAAAACUGUUGCGGACAAUGAUGAGUUUGAAAAGCAGAGAACAGCUGCUAUUGCAGAAGUAGCAAAGAGCAAAGAGACCAAGACAUUUGGAGGAGGUGGUGGUAGUAGCAGAAGCAAUCUCAGUGUGAGUGCUGGAGCGAAUCGAAACAGGGAACUGUUCCAGAAAGAGAAGAUAGCAAAACCAGAGGGGAAGAAUGAAGGUGUCUACCGAGAAUUGGUUGAUGAAAAGGCUCUAAAACACAUAACAGAGAUGGGUUUUAGCAAAGAAGCAGCAAGACAGGCACUUAUGGAUAACAGUAACAGCCUAGAGGCAGCAUUAAAUUUUCUUCUGAACAACAGUAAACAGAAACCCAUUCAGGGACCACCACCUAGAGGUAAGGGGAAAGGCCGAGGCCGAAUAAGACCAGAAGAUGAAGAAGAGCUAGGAAACGCCAGACCAUCUGCACCAAGUACACUGUUUGAUUUCUUGGAAUCCAAAAUGGGUACUCUAACAGUAGAGGAACCAAAAUUGCAGUUUCAGCCAACACAUCAAGUACAGCACAAAGUUAUGAAUACAGAACAGAAUGGCAUCAAAGAGAAUCAUUCAAGACACGUUUCUCGCAAUGACAUGAGACAACCAAGGAAUGAGAAACCCCCUCGUUUUCAAAAGGAUUUUCAGAAUUCCAGGCAGGCUUUGGAAAGUGGUGGGUUACCAAGAAACAGAGGUCCUGAAAGGCAUAGCUCUUUAGAACACUGGACAGAUGAAAAAAAUAAAAGUGACAGACAUUAUCCUAGAAAUGAUAGGUCAAAGGAUUUGGGUUAUCCCAUAACCACUCACCAGAGUGAUAUUACUUUCAAAAAAAGGGAUAACAACAUGCAAAACAGAGUAGGAAAAGGAGUGUCUUUCACAGAAUUCAAGGAAAAUUCUGCUGCUCAAGAUGUGACAGACAACAAUAACCAGAAACGUGGGAAAAGGGAAAACCAAACACACAAUUCUGAAAAUUUUUGUGAUAGGAGGGCACGAACAAUAAGUAGUGAAGCCUUUAUGGUAAAAAGUGAGCAACAUUUUGGUGUUAAUAAUGAUUACCAAAAUCCCAGUAGGACUGAUAAUUUUAGUGCUGUACCAAAUGGAGAUACUGAGCAUCAUCAGAAGGGAAGACGAGUAGGACCUAUCAAAUCAUCAGGACCCACUGCGAUCCCAUCUUUUGAUGACAAAAUGUUGUAUUACAACACCGGUCCCAAAAGGAGAACUGGGCCCAUUAAACCAGAGAAAGUAGUGGAACCAUCGAUUCACAUGGAGUAUGGAAAAAGUUGGAGACCAGGGGAUGAAUGUUUUGCUCUUUAUUGGGAAGACAAUAAGUUCUACCGGGCAGAAAUUGAAGCGCUCCAUUCUUCUGGGACAACUGCAGUGGUUAAAUUCAGUGAUUAUGGAAAUUAUGAGGAGGUGCUUCUCAGCAACAUCAGGCCUGUUCAUGCAGACACAUGGGAGGAGGAAGAAGAAACCUAUGAGCAAACUCUAGAAUUCCGCAGAGGAGGUGAUGGUCAGCCACGGCGGUCCACACGACCCACUCAACAAUUUUAUCAACCCCCCCGAGCUAGAAACUGAUUAAUAAGAAAAGAAAGGUAAAUAUAAGGUAUUGGUGCUUUAUAAACCUUCUUGGAGUCGGGGGGAAUUCACUGGCAGCUCCCAACUUGCUGAACACUUCUUCUAGAAGAAAUUCUGGGGUUUUCCGAGCAGCAGGAUGGAACAAAGAAAGCUCAUGUGAGCAGAAGGAAUUUGGACCUGACACCACAAAAGACUUUUUUAAAGUUCUUAGUUAAAUGAAGCUGAAUACUUUUUACAUAUGAAAGAGGCAAAUUGUCAUUGCUGCCAUCAAUAAAACCACAGUGCACUAUUCUA
Messenger RNA from Poecile atricapillus (Black-capped chickadee), 2685 nucleotides. It is a transcript of the gene TDRD3, whose product is annotated as tudor domain containing 3. Gene Ontology annotation, molecular function: protein binding. NCBI's taxonomy places the organism in Eukaryota, Metazoa, Chordata, Aves, Passeriformes, Paridae. Gene Ontology annotation, cellular component: nucleus. The record is from RefSeq and is a predicted model, not a curated record. Bases 166 to 2391 code for a protein of 741 amino acids. The transcript is spliced from 14 exons.